Messenger RNA from Ilyonectria robusta, 1247 nucleotides. Its product is annotated as GNAT domain-containing protein. The coding region runs from base 176 to 874 and encodes 232 amino acids. The transcript has a single exon. NCBI's taxonomy places the organism in Eukaryota, Fungi, Ascomycota, Sordariomycetes, Hypocreales, Nectriaceae. Gene Ontology annotation, molecular function: acyltransferase activity, transferring groups other than amino-acyl groups. The record is from RefSeq and is a predicted model, not a curated record.
GAGCAUAGCGACAAGCAGUGAAGUCACGGCGGCCUCACUUCGACCCGAGGCAUCACGACUCGAGUCCAUCAUCUCCACUGAGUGCCUUACUGAAUGUACUUACUCUUGCGAAGACCCAAUUUCGACCCUACAAUAUACGCACAAGCGCUGUCCCUCGCGGCAUUCCCUAGUCUCCAUGAACAUGGCCACGGCGCCGAGCCCCGACGAUUUCAUCAUCGUCAAAACGACGCUGCCGGCUCGGCCGCUGCCCCCCAAUGCUCAGCGCCAAACGAUAAAGACGGGACGGCUUGUCCUACGGCCACUCGGCCAGAGCGACAUCGCCGCCUUUCACAGCCUCCGGAGUCAGCCUGAGGUCAUGCAUUUCACAAUGCAAGGACGAGUGGAUAAGGAUGUCGCCGAGACCCAGUCCCGGCUGGAGCCCUUCCUCCCGCCCAACGAUAUCGAGAACCACAACUUUGCCAUCUGCCUGAAGGAGACAGGCGAGAUGAUUGGCGUUGGGGGCAACCACAACUUCGUCUCGAGCUUCGGCUGGCCCGAAGUAGGCUACAUGAUCCGGAAAGAGCAAUGGGGGCAAGGCCUCGCGCCUGAGUUUUUGCGGGCGUUUCUCGCGGCCUGGCAGAAGCUGCCGCGGGUGGAGGCCGAAGUGAAGGUGGAUCCACGCUCCGUUGAUGGACUUCCGCAGGACGGCGGCGGCUUGGUGCCUGAGCAGCUCAUUGCAGUGACAGAGUUAGAGAAUGUCCGAAGCCAGAAGAUGCUCCACAAAUGUGGAUUCGACCUCUUUCUUACAUGGAAGGCGCAGGACACCAGCGGCCAGAAUGGCGAGUUGAUUGACUUGCCAACAUUUCGAUUCUUCUCAAACAAGAAGAUCUCUUGAACUUAGAUUCAGGUUAUCACUAGUGAACUUUCCCCGCUGCGAGAGCUAGAACAGAGACGGGUGUAGGCUAUGAUCCAAAGCGAAGUAGGGGAUAGGGCUCAAGUGUUUGUAGGUUCCCGUCUGACGCUCCUUGUCCAUAACUCUUCCACGACCAGUACAACAAGCACGAGAAGUUUGUGGGCUCCAAGUGGUCUAGAAGAAUCCAGCAGUGCAAGUUCUUUCGCCUAGAAGCUUGCGAUAUACCGGGUAUAUAACGUGUCUACUUGUUACUGGCACUACGAUUUAAACCCAUAGUGCUGGCUAUUAUGGCCAAUUUUUCUAAAUGACCCUAACGAUCAGCGCUUUAAAUAAUUCAAUCUUAAAUAAUUCAACC